UACAGUAUUCUGCAAUGGCAUUGCGUAACCUUUUCGUGCUGGGUUUGUUGCUUCUAGUAUGCCUCUCUAAUCUGAUGCAGGUUUCAUCUGAGCAUGAGAUAGAAAUGGAAGAAGAAGAUGAAGAAGAACUUCAGCUACCUAAUGAGUUGCUUACUGUGCGAGACGGCAACAGAAGGCUAAUGCAAGACAUAGAUUGUGGAGGAUUGUGCAGUUCGAGAUACAGUGUACAUUUAAGGCCUAACUUGUGUAACAGAGCAUGUGGAACUUGUUGUGUGAGGUGCAAGUGUGUUCCACCUGGUACUUCUGGUAACAGGGAGCUUUGUGGAGCUUGUUACACUGAUAUGACAACCCAUGACCUGCACAAGAAAAACAAAAGCAGCAACAACCAACAAUCCGCAGCAACUUUCCUCCACACCAACCAUAACCUGCACUUCCACAAGUCAACGCAGAAAAAUCAAUAG
Messenger RNA from Lathyrus oleraceus (garden pea), 461 nucleotides. Its product is annotated as gibberellin-regulated protein 9. The coding region runs from base 15 to 461 and encodes 148 amino acids. Lineage: Eukaryota; Viridiplantae; Streptophyta; Magnoliopsida; Fabales; Fabaceae. The record is from RefSeq and is a predicted model, not a curated record. The transcript has 2 exons.